UAUUGCACGUAAGCCAAGUUUGUGUGGGCAGCGCGAGCGUGAAGUGGAAAGAUGCAACGGAAUACGAAGCAUCGAGUGUAGUCGCAAAUCGUUUUUAUUAUUAUCUUAACAACUGAAAAUGAAUGCAGUUAAUUGUGCUAUAAAUAUAUAUAAAUCAAGCAGCAACGCCGUGAAUUCUGUUACUAAAUACUUGCCAGCGCAUCGCAAUAAGUGUAUAUUUUGUGAAAAUUCAAUAUUUUCCUACUUGUGUUCCUUUGACGUCACUAGCUGAAAGUCAGCUGUUUGUUUGACGCAGGCCAAACAUGCCGUAGUUUGUUGUUGUUGCACAAAACCAAAAACAAAAAGUAAACUAAAAGAGUCAAAAUCCAAAAUGGAUAGCUACAUGUACUAUAAAAGUCUGCGCGACAGCGCUGCCCAAAAAAUCGCUGCCGUCACAGAGGCCUCUGCCAUGGUCAGCAGCAGCAGCGCUGCGACGCCACACGUCGAGGAUGGCGGCGUCUCAAUGGAUAAUUUCUACCCGGCUUUAGUGCAAUGUUUUGGCAUUAUAAUCUGUGGCUACAUAGCCGGUCGCUUUAAGAUAAUCAGCAAUGCGGAAACGAAGGGACUUGCCACAUUUGUGGGCACCUUUGCCCUGCCCUCGCUCAUCUUUCUCUCGCUGGUGGAGCUCAACUGGAGCGCUGUCAACUGGACCUUUUUGCUCGCCAUGCUCAUCUCGAAGGCCAUCGUCUUCUUUGCCGUGCUCAUCAUUUGUCUGCUGGUGGCUCGACCUUUGAACUAUGCUCGCGCAGGCGUCAUGGCCAUCUUUUGUACUCAGAGUAACGAUUUUGCCAUUGGUUAUCCCAUAGUGAUGGCUCUUUACAAGAAUGUGCAUCCGGAGUAUGCCUCGUAUUUGUAUCUCAUGGCGCCCAUUUCGCUGGCCAUUCUCAAUCCGAUUGGCCUGAUACUCAUGGAGAUUAGUAAGAUUAUCAAAAACAAGGAGGAGGUCAGCCGCAAUCCACCACUCUGCCCAGAGACCUGCCCCGCCGAGCAGAUGAGCAAGCAACGUCGUUGCUUCGGCGAGCACUCGAUACUCGUGGGGAACACAAUCAAGUCGCUGUUCUUCAAUCCACUGCUGCUCAUGACGCUGCUCGGCGUCGCAGGUGGUUUCCUCUUUCCCAAGGGACUGCCUGAAAUGGUGGCCAGUGUUUUGCGCGUCUUUGGACAGAGCUUCUCGGCCACGGCGCUCUUUUUGCUCGGUCUGAAGAUUGUUGGUGGCAGCUCGGGCUCCGAGCGCAAACCGAUGGGCAUGGGUCUCCUGCUGCCCAGCGUGCUCAUAUUGGUCAAGAUCUUGGUGCUGCCUCUGGUCUGUCGCCAGACAGUGAAUAUUAUCCAGGCUGGCGCUAACUUCAAUGACACCACUGAGCUGAGCACCUUUGGCUUUCUCUACGGCACCUUUCCGGCGGCGCCAGGCGCUUUUGUCAUUGCUACCCAAUACAACGUGGAAGUGGAACUGAUUGCGCGCAGCAUGGUUUUGUGCACCUUCAUCUCGGCACCACUUAUGUUUAUCUCAGCCAAAAUGAUAUCGCUGACCAAUCUAAAGCCACUGGAUUACUUGCAUGAGUUGGAUGCCUUCUCUUUCGAUAUAAGUGUAGCUGGAGCCGCCGCCUGCUGCUGGAUGCUGGCGCUGUUGAUUGUGACCAAAAGAUUUAAGCGCAUGCCCCAAAGAAUUACAGCUUGCUUGGUGCUCUCGCAGCUAAUGUGCUGCAUUGGCGUCAUACUCUGGUCAAAGCUGGAUCAUGUGGAACGUUGGCCUUUGUAUUUACAAUUCUUUCUAUUCAACAUUGGCACUUACAGCUCACGCUUGUGGACGGCCUUUUUGGCCAUAACGCUGCUCUUCCUACAGUGUCGCAGCUUGUGCUUUGUGCUAAAACUCUGGCCGUAUAUGCUUAUCUUUGCCUGGGGAGUGCCAGGGCUCAUCUCCGGCCUGCUGAUUGCUUUUGAUUCCAAAUCCAUGCCCAGCGAGAAACAGAAUCCCAGCUUUCAAUAUGGAAACGCUCAGGCGGCGAUUGCAGUCUUUAUGCUCGUCAUGUGCUUUAUAGUUACUGUGGGCUGCUUGGUGCUGCAUCAACGCUACAAGAAGCGCUAUGAAAAAUACCUGACCUAUUCGCGUGAGCUCUCUAAUCCGGAUUCUGCAACCGAUUUACAUUCGACGGUGUCGACUGCCAAUUUGCUGGCCAACACAGAUCGUUCCUCGAUUAGGCAGAGUGUGCGCACCACUUCCUAUUCGUCCUCGUCGGAUGAUGAUGAAAUGAUAACCACGACUGUUGUUCCGGAUACUCGGGCUAGUGGCGGCUGUGGUUCAGGCAACGGCUGUUGUUCCAAUUCAGCAGUGACCACGCCCACAACAACAUCUACGGUAGUCAUGGAUAUCGAGGAUCUGCUGAAUCGCAGUCGACAGCGCAAUGGUAUGAAUUCCACGGACUUGGAUAAAAUUGACAUUGCUCCAGCUACUGAAAACCACAUGUGCAGCAGCUCGUACAAUUGCGGUCCGAGCACAUCGCGUCAGAGCUGUCAGAACAUCAUUGAGCGCUAUGAGGAGCAGACGCGCAGGGGACUGGAGCCGUUGGAGCAUACGAGCGACAGCGAUGAGCAUCAGACAUUGAAGCACACAAUCCUAUUAAUCAUACUGCUGUGCUCAAUGUUUGUCGGUCUUGCCGUGUCCAUUUGGACUCUAGUCAUGGAGGGCAUGUCGGGCAUCUACUUGGAAUUGAGUUUUCUCGAUGCGUUCCUCAACUUCGGCCAAGGCUUAAUUGUGCUAGCUGUUUUCAUAAGUGACACGGGCGAGCUACUGAUGCCGCUAAUCAAAUUUUGGCGUAAAAUAUGGUAUGGCGCCAAUGUUGUCAGUCUGCCCCACUGGUCGAAUCUGCAUCCCGAGACAAAACAGAUAUGCGAACAAUUUCGCAAUCAUCAUUUGGAGAACUGCAAAAAGGAUAUUGCCAAGGACAGAAGAUGGCGCAUUCGAGUCUAUCGCAAGGUCUUUUAUGGCAGCGAGUUUGUCAGCUGGCUUAUUGAGGUCGGUCUCUCCAAGGAUCGCAUGGAGGCUGUGCAUUAUGCACGACAUCUAGUUGAUGGUCGCGUGCUGCGACACAUUAACAACGUUUAUCACUUCGAGGAUAAACAAUUGCUUUAUAACUUCUGUAGUCGCAUCUAGGCGACAAGAGCAGAAAGAAAAGUAGAAAAUGCAACGACACCAAAUUUUAGCUCGUUUUUUAUGUUUAAGUGAGAAUCUUGUAAUUUGUGUGCUGUGAUUGUACGCACACACACACACACAUCCCCACACAGACACUCUUACCAGCAGCCAAAUAGGAGUGUUUGUGCGUGUGUGUGUGUGUUCGUGAAUGGCUAAGUGUCUAUCAGUGUGUAUAGGGAAUUUGUUUAUUGUUUAUUUAUACAAAUGAUGGAAAUGCUUUGACAUUUGCUUAUACUAUAAGUAGAUAGUAAAUAAUGAGCAGCUAAUGUUUGAGCUAUAGUGCAAUACUUUAGAUAUAUAAAAAUAUAAUAAUAACUGUCACAAGCAAACGAAAAUACUGUGCAUAAAACGUGUGAAUGCAUAUACAUAAAAAUAACUAAAUAUAUAUACACAAACAUCAAUAAAUUGAUAUAAAUAAAUAAAUAAAUACCUCAUGCCGUAAGGCCGCAAA
Drosophila grimshawi is the source of this 3680-nucleotide messenger RNA. Its product is annotated as integral membrane protein GPR155. The transcript is spliced from 12 exons. The record is from RefSeq and is a predicted model, not a curated record. NCBI's taxonomy places the organism in Eukaryota, Metazoa, Arthropoda, Insecta, Diptera, Drosophilidae. Gene Ontology annotation, cellular component: membrane. Gene Ontology annotation, biological process: intracellular signal transduction; transmembrane transport. The coding region runs from base 371 to 3190 and encodes 939 amino acids.